GGGCUCUGCACCAACGCCAGCGCCGCCGGCCGCCUGCGUGCCUACUUGCUGCCCGCGCCAUCCGCGCCAGGAAACAGCAGUGAGUCGGAGGAGGACCACCACAGUGCCGGGAGUAUGGACAACCAGGCCCUCCCCAGCACACACCGAGUGCCAGACCCCAAAUUCCACACCCUCCACACCAAGAUGGACGUCAUCAAGAAAGGCCAUGCCAAGGACAGCCAGCGCUACAAGGUGGACUACGAGUCCCAGAGCACAGACACCCAGAACUUCUCCUCCGAGUCCAAGCGGGAGACAGAAUAUGGGCCCUGCCGCCGGGAAAUGGAGGACACGCUGAACCACCUCAAGUUCCUGAACAUGCUCAGCCCCAGGGGCGUCCACAUCCCCAACUGCGACAAGAAGGGCUUCUACAAGAAGAAGCAGUGCCGUCCUUCCAAAGGCCGGAAGCGGGGCUUCUGCUGGUGUGUGGACAAGUACGGGCAGCCCCUCCCGGGCUACGACGCCAAGGGCAAAGGCGACGUGCAGUGCUACAGCAUGGAGAGCAAGUAGACCCGCGGCCACUUCAUGUGGAGCUGAAAUACGCCUUAUUUUGCACAAAAGACUGCCAACGACAUGAUCAGCAGCUGGCUACAGCCUCGAUUUAUAUUUCUUUUUGUGGUGAUCUGACUUUUUUUAAAACCAAAGUUUAGAAAGAGAUGUUUGAAAUGCCUAGGGUUCUUCUAAUGGUGAACUUGAGCAUCUUUCUACUUCCCAGUCAUCAGUAAAACGCAGUGUGGUUUUUCUUGUUGCUUCCUAUAAAAAUACUUGUAAACUCAAGCGCAGUGCGGCCGGACCUCACACCGUCUGGGAGCUCCGCCUCUGCUUCGUGCCGCAGCGACUGUGUUGCUUCUGCAGACGAACGCCUCCUCCCCACCCUGUGAAAUGAGCACAGGCUUGUCGGGAACAGGACCCCCUGCCCUCUGGUGUCUGACAUCCCCACGCACCGCCUGCGGCUUACAUCUUUGAAGCAAGGGCCUGGGUCCCUCGACCAAGAAGCUAUUUCCUAUCUUCAAGUGACCUGUGCUGCUUGGGAACUAGUGGAGAGAAUAAGAUAGAGUCUUACUUGUAAAAAAACAUGACCAAGGAUGUUCUAGGGAACUCUGGGAACCUGUGAAGGCAGGUAUUUCUGACCCUUCUUUGUCAGCAGCUCCUUGAAGACACAGCCUUUCCUGGUGGCCCCACAGGGCAGGGGGGCAGUGGGACAGCAAAAGGCAUCACAAAUAAUAGCACGAUCCUUCAAUGACCAUAGAAAAUAGUGUUUUCCUAUUCAACAGUUCAUGACCAAGUUGAUUUUUGAGGAUAAGCUCCUUAAAGCUAAAGGAGGUUUAUUUUCAUCUCUCACCUCUGUCCUCCUUGGCACAGUGUAAACAUAACAAUAAUAAUUUUAUCUAACCAGGAAAGAUGAAUGGCUUGUUGGGGAGCCCAGCGAGGACCCUGGGAGCACACAGAAUGCCCGUGCUGGCUGCACUUGGCAUCAUCCUGCUUUUCUUUCUAACUCACACAUAUACACAGAGAAAACACGUUCUUCAUGACCUGUUAACGUUAUAUACGUCAUCAUCCAGAUAUGCUAGGACCCACACUAGAUAAUGCUAGAUGAGACGUUAGCCAUGCUAGAGAACAUAACUAUGGCCAGGACCGAGGAGAGGAGCCUGUGCAGGGCCGGCUACCCCGGAGGCCAGCCCUUGAGGUUGGCGGGGUUAGCGCCGAGGAGGCCCUGUGCUGCCCGCCCAGCCUCUGGGGUGGACACAUGCUAUGCACAGCCCUCCUUGAGAACACAAAGGGGUCUCGAGACAUUCUGCCUACCUAUUAGCUUUUCUUUAUUUUUUUAAUUAAGUUUUUG
Molecule: messenger RNA, 1876 nt
Organism: Ceratotherium simum simum (southern white rhinoceros)
Lineage: Eukaryota; Metazoa; Chordata; Mammalia; Perissodactyla; Rhinocerotidae
Gene: IGFBP3
Product: insulin like growth factor binding protein 3
Biological process (GO): regulation of insulin-like growth factor receptor signaling pathway
Cellular component (GO): extracellular region
Molecular function (GO): insulin-like growth factor I binding; fibronectin binding; insulin-like growth factor II binding
Source: RefSeq, a predicted model, not a curated record